Clunio marinus is the source of this 2592-nucleotide messenger RNA. The record is from the annotation of a GenBank genome assembly. Lineage: Eukaryota; Metazoa; Arthropoda; Insecta; Diptera; Chironomidae.
CUUCUUGGCCCGUGCAUUAGCACGAAAAAAGUUAUAAAUUUAAUUUUAAUAAGUUUUCAAAUAAAGAAAAUGGCUAGAAAACGAAACGAAGAGUAUAUUGGUGAAGAUGGUGAUGAAGAAUUCGAGGAGGAACCAUUUGAGACGUACGAGGAUCCGCCAGAUUUUGUAGAUGAUAUUACGGAUGAAGAAUUACUUGGAGAUUUCUUGAAGAAGAAACCUUGUGAGACUGAUGGCAUGGAAAAUGUCGUCGUUGUUGACGAAAUCCCCAAAGUUGAACCAGCACGUCAAGAAAAACUUGAAACUGUCAUCAAGAAGCUUUUCUCAGCCGCUGGUGAGAUUGUUAACGUCUACUAUCCAAAAGAGGAGAAUGGAUAUACGAAAGGCUAUUGCUUUAUCGAAUAUAAGACACCUGCUCAAGCUGAAGAAGCUGUGAAAGUUCACAGCAAUUAUCGGCUUGAUAAAACGCACACACUUUUAGUUAACGUCUUCACUGACUUCCAAAAGUACAGCGACAUCCCAAUUGAAUGGACACCACCAACACCCCAGCCUUACAAUCCAACUGUCAACCUUUACAGCUUCCUCACAGAACCCGAUGCUUACGAUCAAUAUUGUGUUGUGAUUGAUAAUGGAGGAAUCCCGUCAACGGUUCAAUUUUGGGAGAACUCACUUCCAGAUCCAUCAGAAUUCCACAGGAAAGAUGGAUUCACUGAGAAGACUGUCAAAUGGUCACCUCUAGGAACUUACAUUGUUGCUUUCCACAAGCAAGGUGUUGCUAUUUGGGGUGGUCCUGAAUUCCAACGAAUCAACAAAUUUGCACAUCUUGGAACGUCGUACGUCGAUUUCUCGCCGAAAGAAAACUUUAUCGUCACUUACGGAUUUGCUGGUCCAAAUGGUGGUAAUAAAGUGAUAAUCUGGGAUAUUCGCACUGGACAAGAGAAGCGAGGAUUCGUCACUGAUCCGCAUUUACCGCCUUCGGUGUUCCGUUGGUCGCAUGACGACAAGUACAUCGCUUCGAUGGGUGACGGCGCUAUUCACAUCUACGAAACCGACACAUUCUUCUUACUGGAUAAGAAAUCACUUAAGAUUCCCGGUAUUCGUGGCUUUGCAUGGUCACCGACUGACAACAUCAUCGCAUAUUGGGUCGCUGAACAAACCGACGUGCCAGCGAAAGUCACUCUCAUGGAUAUCCCAAGAAAGCGUGAAAUUCGAACGAAAAAUCUUUUUAAUGUCGCUGAUUGUAAGAUUCAUUGGCAGAAAUGCGGCGAUUAUUUAUGCGUGAAAGUUGAUCGUUUCAGUAAGUCGAAGAAAGGUGGACAAGGCGAUCAAGAUGUUAAAUUUCUUGGAAUGUUUUACAACUUUGAGAUUUUCCAUAUGCGUGAGAAAGACAUCCCUGUGGAUUCAGUGGAGAUCAAGGAGCCGAUUGGAGCGUUUGCUUGGGAGCCGGUAGGCGAUAAGUUUGCGAUAAUUCAUGGUGAAGGUGCUGGUGGAUCCAAUGUCAGCUUUUAUGAAACGAAGAAAGGGCAGAAAGUGUCAUUGGUGAAGAAAAUGGAAAGAAAAGCAGCGAAUUGUUUGUUCUGGUCACCACAAGGUGGAUUCAUUGUGCUCGCUAACAUCAGUCAAGGAGUGUUUGAGUUCGUUGACACACACGACUUUACAGUUAUGGGAAUGGGCGAUCAUCAUGGAGCAUUCCAAUGCGAAUGGGACCCGACUGGUCGUUACGUUGCCACUGGCGUGAGCGCUUAUAAAGUCAAGGAUGACAACAGUUACUACAUUUGGACUUUCCAAGGUAGAAUCCUUCGGCGUGUGAAUAUUAAGAACUUCUUACAACUAUUUUGGCGUCCACGUCCACCAACUUUACUCUCUGAAACUAAACAAUCGGAGAUUAAAAAGAAUCUUAAGAAAUAUUACCCGCAAUUCGAAGCAAAAGAUCGAUUACGUCAAACCCGUGCCAGCAAAGAACUACUUGAGAAGCGUGCGAAACUUCGUGAAGAGUUUAUGGAAUAUCGUCAGAAGAGAAUGCAAGAUUACGAGAAAAUGAAGAUUAAACGAUUGGAAUUAAGAAAUCAAAUUGACACCGACAAUCUGGAAGCCGAUCAAAACAACCUUGAAGAAGAAACUGUUGAAUGCUUAGUAAAGGAAGAAACAAUCUUGUUGGAAUAAUUUCAUCAUAAAGUGUUUGUUUUUUCUCUCUAUUUAAGUAAAAUAAUUAAUGAGACAAUUUUUAUUGAAAAAAAAAGGAAACAAAGAACAAUUUUUUAAUUGAAAUUAAAAGCAAGUGGAAAAAGUGAAAGAAAAAAGAAACUUUGAAUCGCUAAAAAGACGACAAAGCGAUUCUCACGUGCUUAGUGAAUUUUCAAGUUAAAUAAACAUCAAUCGACCUUCUCGUUGUCUUCUUUUCCAUCCCCCACAUAUUCUUAUAAAAUCAACCAACGUAAUUGUAAAAGAAGUUUGAUAAAAUUCUUCAUUCGAAAAGGUUUAUAAUUUAUUUUAAACUCAAACAAAACGAUGAUUGAUAAGUUUAGCGACAUGUAUUUGAUGAAUAAAAUGGACAUUUGGUAUAUAAAAAUAAAGAUGCGAAGGCGAAAAUCAUGA